UGCGGAGCUCCGCCUCCAGCCGUGUUGACGCCAGGACAUCUGAGAGGAGAACGAGUGUUUGAGAGACAGACAGGGAAAAAAAGAAAAAAAAAAACAACUUUAUGUCGGAGAUUUAAAAAAAGGGAAAAGAUUAGGAGAGCGGCUCUACUUUUGUAAAGGCAUUUUCCUGUGACUGCGUGCUCCUAGCGUGGCAUGGAUUAGCCGACCGACUGGACGCACCAGACUGCGAGCUCCAGACCCCUCUCCCUCGUCCCUCUGAGACACAAGCGGCCCCGUACCCUCAGCCGAGCAAAUCCCGGGCACUCGUUUCCCAGAAACGCUCCCCACUCCCGUUCCCAGGCGCGGCUCUGACCCGGCGACAUCCCGCUCUCUCCAGGCCUUCCUGAGCGCAGGCAGCUGCUUCCUGUCUCUGCUUCCUGUCCUUGGUGGUGCAAGGCUAACCCUUCCCUCCCAACCCCCCCCUUCCCCACCCCCCCCCCCCACCCCAGCUCUCUUUCUCUCUCUCUCACACGCUCACACACACACGCACAAACACCCUAACCCACACCCUCACCCCGCCUUCGCUGCUGCCGCCUGCCUGACCGCGCGCCCGGACUCUCUGAGUCCCCCCCCUCCUUCUUCCCGGCGCGACUCAGCGCUAUGACCUCCAUGUCCAGCCUGUUCUCCUUCACCAGCCCGGCCGUCAAGCGGCUGCUGGGCUGGAAGCAGGGCGACGAGGAGGAGAAGUGGGCCGAGAAGGCGGUGGACGCCCUGGUGAAGAAGCUGAAGAAGAAGAAGGGGGCGAUGGAGGACCUGGAGAAGGCCCUGAGCAGCCCCGGUCAGCCCAGCAAGUGCGUGACCAUCCCGCGCUCGCUGGACGGCCGGCUCCAGGUGUCCCACCGCAAGGGCCUGCCGCAUGUCAUCUACUGCCGCGUGUGGCGCUGGCCCGACCUCCAGUCCCACCACGAGCUCAAGCCCCUGGAGGUGUGCGAGUACCCCUUUGGCUCCAAGCAGAAGGAGGUGUGCAUCAACCCCUACCAUUACAAGCGCGUGGAGAGCCCAGUGCUGCCGCCGGUCCUGGUGCCCCGCCACAGCGAGUUCAACCCCCAGCACAGCCUCCUGGUGCAGUUCCGCAACCUGAGCCACAACGAGCCGCACAUGCCCCUGAACGCCACCUUCCCCGAGUCCUUCCAGCAGCACAGCGGCGGGGGGAGCGCCGGCUCCUUCCCCAUCUCCCCCAACUCGCCCUACCCGCCGUCCCCGGCCAGCAGCGGCACCUACCCCAACUCCCCCGCCAGCUCGGGGCCCUCCAGCCCCUUCCAGCUGCCAGCUGACACCCCACCCCCAGCAUACAUGCCCCCCGAUGAGCAGAUGGGACAGGACAGCUCUCAGUCUAUGGAGACGGGGAGCAGCAUGGUACCCCAAAACAUGCCCAGAGGAGUCGAUGUGCAGCCAGUGGAGUACGAGGAGCCCCUCCACUGGUGCUCCAUUGUUUACUACGAGCUCAACAACCGCGUGGGCGAGGCCUACCAUGCCUCCUCUACCAGUGUGCUGAUCGACGGCUUCACCGACCCCUCCAACAACAAGAACCGCUUCUGCCUCGGCCUGCUCUCCAAUGUGAACCGCAACUCCACCAUCGAGAACACCCGCCGCCACAUUGGCAAAGGAGUGCACCUGUACUAUGUGGGCGGGGAGGUGUACGCCGAGUGCCUCAGCGACACCAGCAUCUUUGUCCAGAGCCGCAACUGCAACUACCACCACGGCUUCCACCCCACCACCGUCUGCAAGAUCCCCAGUGGCUGCAGCCUCAAGAUCUUCAACAACCAGGAGUUCGCCCAGCUGCUGGCCCAGUCUGUCAACCACGGCUUUGAGGCCGUUUACGAGCUCACCAAGAUGUGCACCAUCCGCAUGAGUUUCGUCAAGGGCUGGGGCGCUGAAUAUCACCGACAAGAUGUCACUAGCACCCCCUGCUGGAUAGAGGUGCACCUGCAUGGCCCCCUCCAAUGGUUAGAUAAAGUUCUAACACAAAUGGGCUCUCCUCAAAAUCCUAUCUCCUCAGUUUCCUAAUGGUUGCUCCCUGAGGAGUCAGACGCCUCUUUUUUAUUUUUCACUUUCCUUUUUUAAAUUUUACAAUGUUUGAUAAAAAGUGGUCUUUAAGGCUGAACUGUUUACACUACCUGCAGAAAAGGGCAUCUAGCCCUCAAGCAGUCAGAAAGAUGUGUAGAGAAACUCAGUGGCUACGGUCAAAUCUUGUAGCUGAAAACUCAAGUUGUGGCACAGAAAGGAUGAACUACUGCAAAAAGUACAAAAAAAAGAACUUCGGAAACAGCCUGUUGUCAUUUGCUGCAUCUUGUCAGAGUAGGACUCUUAUCAGAGAGCAGUUCACUUUUGUCUUUGUUUUUGCAUAAAUUGCUUUAAAAUAAUGCUUGUAUGAGCGAUUUUUAGUCUCUUUCGGUAGAAUGUUGAGUAGGUGAAAGGAACUGAAAUAGUGUUUUCAUAUGUACCCCACCCUACACCAGUCAUAAUUUUUUUUUUUAAUUCUGUAAGAACCUUUUAUUUGCUAUUUUGUCUAAUACUAGUUAUUUACAACUGAGGUAAAGUUGUAAUUAUACAUUUACUGUUAGACCCAGAAUUCAAUGCAAAGAUGUUCCUUUUUCACACUCCUGUUGCAUUUACACAGAACACUAAGUAAUGGCUUCCUUUAAAUAAAGUCCGUCUUAAACCUUCAUGUUUCUUCUGGGAGAUCCAUUGCUGAAGUGGCUGAAAAUGCAAUUUUUUAUGUUUGCAAGUGCAUUGUUUAAACACUGAUGUAACUAAACCUGAAUGGCAGUAGAUGUAGUUGGUGAUUAGGUUACAUAGAUUGGCUUGUAAUAUGAAAUCAAACACUGACACGGUGGCCAGUAUGUUUUGAUGCGUUUUAUUUUUUGAUUUAUUUUAUUUAAUCCUGUGCAUAGCUCUUUGCCACCACAAUAGUUUUAGUUCUUUUAAUACAGGACAUGAUCCAAGCAUGUCCUUGUCAAAUAUCCUAAAUCCUGAACAGACCCCAUGCAUAACGAAAUUUCCUUCUUUCAUUGUCUAGAUAUAUUGGACUUGACUGAUGGGGAGCCAGCAACAUACAUUAAGUAGGAGACCUAACUUACAACUAUGGAUAAAUCAUCAAAAUGAGCUAGUUUUCUAUUUGCAUUUAUGCCAGUUGAACAAUGUACAGUAGAUCUCAGCCGUCCACCUCAUUUGAGUUCUCUGCCUGGCUUGUCUUGCAGAGGGAGGGAGGGAUAAAGACAUUAGGGUCUUUUAUGCCAUAUACCACAUCAUGGAAGCUAAAAAUAAAUUGGGACCAGUUCAGAACGGUGCGUCCUGUGGCAAAAGAGCCUGCCUUAUUAUAGGUUUAAAUCAUUUGAUCAGUGGUGAACUCUGGACAUCUUGGUUCAGGUAGACAAAUGUAAUAUAUUCUCUGUGAUCUGUGCAAUCGUGCCUCCAGUUGGGAUGCUCAUUCUUUACUACCAUACACCCAACAAAUGUCUAUUACGGAAUAGAAACACUCAAGUAGGCUUGGAGGGAUGGACACAGGAACACUAUUGUGCCAGCACACACAUAUGCACAGCAGUUACUUACACCGUGGUAUGCCACUCUGGCCCUUUGUAAUAUUUGGUGCCGAUGGGCAGGCAGCCAUCUUCUGUGCUUGUUACUUCAUAGUGGCCUGUGUGUGUGAGAGACGGAGAGACAGCCAGACAGACAGAAAAAGGUACAUCAGGAUUCCUUCCUCUGCUAACUUUAGUACUGCCAUGGCAUGCUGGCUGGGCUGUAUUUUAAGGGUCUGAGCUUGCUGUUAUCACACAAGCAAUGUCUGAACACAUGCAUGACUUGCAUGACAGUGGUUAUAGGGUUAUAAAUGGCCUAUGUGAGGGUUUAUUAGCACUUCCAUUUUUGUCAGACAUAUACUGGGAGUAUGUUCACUUGUUGCAUGACUGAUUGCAACAUUUAUGAUCACAUGGUAAGAAAUAAUACUCUAAUUCUUGUCAUGUGGUCAUAAGUCACCAUUGGUAUUAUUGAACUUGGUACGAACAAUGAACGCCAGCCUACAGAGCUUUCCUCAUAUGAACUGACUUAAGCCUAAUCAUAGUUAUAAGAACAGGUCUUUUCAAAACUAAUUAAGGCUGAAUUUUUGUAUUGGUUACUGCAUCAUUGUGCUUUACCCGAAAAUACAUUCUUUUAAUUUCAUAUCAAAUCCAUGUUACACUUGGAAGCUGUGUAUGUCUGACGUGUAAAUUAAAUAAAUUAAAAGUGUUGCUUUAGGCUUAAGUACAAUUUUAAUCAAUUUAAUUAUGAACGUGAUUAAAAAAAUGCAUUUUAGCUGACAAUGUUGACACCAUAAAUCUUAAAGGUUAAACCUAUUUAUUGCUCGCUUGACAACAGUGUGAACAGGUCUUAAAAUGUAACCUGGAUGCCAAGCUGUGAUAAAUAAGCAUCUUUUAAAAGCAUCAUUGCUGAUACUGUGUAGAGAAUGGGCAGCCCAUGAAGUACUCUCAUGCAUGUGGGUCUGUACCGGACCACACGUUCAGCAGCAAGCCUUUUCCAGGCUCAGAGAGGCUUCCCAGUACAAACUGCUUUUCAAACACUGCUGCUGGGGGUAUAGACAUUGGGGGGAAUGGUAGAUUAAUGGGCUUUCUCUCACAGGUAUUGUGCUCGUAAGAGAUGUCGAACAUGACUUUCUGAUUUCAGGAGAAAGGAGAGAAACGUCCGCUUUUAAAAAUCCCACAGAACAAUGAACACUGUUUUUUUGCAGGACAAUGAAAGAUACAAAAUACAACACAAAGAACGAAAGAUGAAUCUUGACCAUUGGAGGUCAGAAAAGCUUGUUUUGUUUCUCUGCAUAAUAAAUGAAUUUCUGCAAACUGAAAGCUUA
This is a messenger RNA of Anguilla anguilla (European eel), 4882 nucleotides long. RefSeq names its product SMAD family member 5 (gene smad5). The record is from RefSeq and is a predicted model, not a curated record. Gene Ontology annotation, cellular component: heteromeric SMAD protein complex. The transcript is spliced from 7 exons. The coding region runs from base 640 to 2046 and encodes 468 amino acids. Gene Ontology annotation, molecular function: RNA polymerase II cis-regulatory region sequence-specific DNA binding; I-SMAD binding; DNA-binding transcription factor activity, RNA polymerase II-specific. Lineage: Eukaryota; Metazoa; Chordata; Actinopteri; Anguilliformes; Anguillidae. Gene Ontology annotation, biological process: SMAD protein signal transduction; regulation of transcription by RNA polymerase II; anatomical structure morphogenesis.